Messenger RNA from Syngnathus acus (greater pipefish), 1020 nucleotides. RefSeq names its product SRY-box transcription factor 11b (gene sox11b). Gene Ontology annotation, molecular function: DNA-binding transcription factor activity, RNA polymerase II-specific; RNA polymerase II cis-regulatory region sequence-specific DNA binding. Gene Ontology annotation, biological process: anatomical structure morphogenesis; cell differentiation; regulation of DNA-templated transcription. The record is from RefSeq and is a predicted model, not a curated record. The coding region runs from base 103 to 1002 and encodes 299 amino acids. Lineage: Eukaryota; Metazoa; Chordata; Actinopteri; Syngnathiformes; Syngnathidae. The transcript has a single exon.
GAUUGGCUCUGAAAGCGACAAAGGCGGGAAGACGAAAAUGACACAAAACCGAGCUACGAUUGGUCGAGACGACUCGAAAGGCGGGCGUCCGACCAGAAAGCUAUGCUGCGAUUGGCUUACACCCGCACUACACCGGUAGAUGUUUCGAAGACGCCGGCCGGUUCGUGUGCGUCUGCUUGCGCUCCACAAGCUCCUCGCUCGCUCUGGUUGCACACCCAAACGGAACCGUGCGUGCAGGCUGGCUGCAUGAAUAGGGUGAAAGUCGGAGGCGACUCUGGGCGGGGAGGCGACUCUGGGCGGGGGGGCACCAUGGUUCAGCAGCGGCACGCUGGCAAAUCGGCGGCUGCAGCUCACAUCAAGCGGCCCAUGAACGCCUUCAUGGUUUGGUCCAAAAUGGAGCGCAGGAAGAUCAUGCAGCAGUCGCCGGAAGUGCACAACGCCGAAAUCUCCAAGCGGCUCGGGAAGCGAUGGAAGUCUUUGGACAAGUCCGAGAAGAUUCCCUUUAUUCGCGAGGCCGAGCGGCUCCGCCUGCAGCACAUGGCCGACCACCCGGGCUACAAGUACCGACCCAAGAAAAAGAGUAAGACGGGCUCCUCGGGCGCCGGCCAGCAGCCGAACCCGAACCGACGGGCCCGUUUCGUGCUCAAGCGAGACUUCAGCGACUCGGACGACGACGAAACCGCCGCGGAAGCGGAUGAAGAUUUUUCUCGGCUGCUGUACACGCGCCAGGUCAGCGGAACCCUCUCACCGGACUCUUCGUCCUCAGCCCGGUCCCGCUCCGGCUCCAGUUCCUCGUGCUGCGGGGACGACCUGUUCCCUCUCAGCCCCGCCCCCUCGGAGCCAGCAAACCUGAGCCUCUCUCUGGUGGACAAGGAUUUGGACAAGGACUGGAGCGGAACCGAGCGGGGUCACGGCUCCCACUUUGAGUUCCCAGACCACUGCACGCCCGAACUGAGCCGGAUGAUAACCGGAGAUUUCUCUGACUUUCUCUUCACCUUCUGAGCCAACAGGGAUGGGGGG